Messenger RNA from Mercenaria mercenaria, 1920 nucleotides. RefSeq lists its product as uncharacterized. Gene Ontology annotation, molecular function: calcium ion binding. NCBI's taxonomy places the organism in Eukaryota, Metazoa, Mollusca, Bivalvia, Venerida, Veneridae. The transcript is spliced from 5 exons. The record is from RefSeq and is a predicted model, not a curated record. Bases 109 to 1815 code for a protein of 568 amino acids.
AACAUAUCAAGGGCAAAAUGUUAUUCGAACAUAAACGUUUCAAAGAAAGCGUUGUUUUAGACCAAGUGAGUUUGUUUGAAUGUUUACUUCCGAGAUAUUUCUUUAAAAAUGAUCUCGGUAGUUAUAAUCACGUGUCUCCUUGUUGGUGUCAGUUGCCAGUGCCCAAAGCCAGGGAUGGAUAUGAUUGGGAAAGUAUUUAAAGCUUAUGAUACCGAUGGUAAUUCGAGAAUAUCCAGAAACGAAGGAGUAAUGGUUUUCAGAUCUUCAGACAUAAACAAUGAUGGAUUCGUUUCUGAUGAUGAAUUUUCCACGGAAUGGACAUUCUACCACAACAAUGUAUACAUGCCUUUCUUCACUGCCGGAGAUAAGAACAACGACGGAAGAAUAGAUCUUAAUGAGGGACACCAGGCAUUCGAUUUCUUUGACAGAAAUGCUGAUGGUGAAAUAACGACUUUGGAGUUUUCGCAAACCUGGACUCACACAAUGAAGAGCAAUUCAAACGUUAACCCUGGUAACCAGCAGAACAAUGGGGUCAAUUCAAAUGCUAACUCUGGUAACCAGCAGAAGAUUGGGGUCAAUUUAAAUGCAAACACUAGUAACCAGAAGAACACGGGGGUUAAUUUAAAUGCAAACUCUGGUAAUCAGAAGAACACGGGGGUCAAUUCAAAUGCAAACUCUGGUAACCAACCGAACACUUUGGUCAGUUCAAAUGUUAACCCUGGUAACCAGCAGAACAUUGGGGUCAAUUCAAAUGUUAACUCUGGUAACCAGAAGAACACGGGGGUCAAUUCAAAUGUUAACUAUGGUAACCAACCGAACAACUGGGUCAGUUCAAAUGCAAACACUGGUACCCAGAAGAACGCGGGGGUCAAUUCAAAUGUUAACUCUGGUAACCAACCAAACACUUGGGUCAGUUCAAAUAUUAAUCCUGGUAACCAGCAGAACAUUGGGGCCAAUUCAAAUGCAAACUCUGGUAACCAGAAAAACACGGGGGUCAAUUCAAAUGUUAACUCUCGUAAUCAGCAGAACAUGGGGUUCAAUUCAAAUGUUAACUCAGGUAACCAGCAGAACAUGGGGAUCAAAUCCAAUGUUAACUUUGGUAACCAGCAAAACAUAGGGGUCAACUCGAAUGUUAACUCUCGUAAUCGACAGAACAUGGGGGUCAAUUCAAAUGCGAACUUAGGUAAGCAGAUGAACACAGGAGCCAAUUCAAAUGUUAACUCUGGUAACCAACCUAACAUUUGGGUCAAUUCAAAUGUUAAUCCUGGUAACCAACAAAACACGGGGAUCAAUUCAAAUGGAAACCAUGGUUACCAGAAGAACAUUGGAGUCAGCUCCAAUGUUAAUGUUGAUAACCAACAUAAUACAGGGUUCAAUUCACAUGUUAAUCCUGGUAAACAGCAAAACAUCGGACCCAAUGUAAAUGGAAAACAUGGUAACCAACAAAAUACGAUGUUCAAUUCAAAUGUAAACUUUGAUCAACUUUAUAACAUUUUCAAACAAAAUGGAAACCGUGGUAACCAAAACAACAUUGGGGUCAAUUCGAAUGUUAACCGAGGUAAUCAACAAAACACAGGGUUCGGUUCAAAUAUGAACCGUGGCAACCAACAGAACACGGGAUCCAAUUAUCAGCAGAACAUAGGGUUCAGUACAAUUAAUCCUGGUAACCAGCAGAACAUGGGGUUCAAAUCAAAUAUUAACACUGGUAACCAGCAGAGCAUGGGGUUUAAUUCAAAUGUAAACCAGGGUUAUCAACCUCACCUGGGGAUGAAUAACGUAGCGUUUCAACAAGCAUGGAAUUAUAUUCAGACGUAAACCGUAGUUACCAGUACGAGAUUGGAUCCAGUUAAAUUGGAAAGCAGCAAGGUGUUUCUUUGUACGAGAUAUAUUUAUGUUUCAAUAAAGUAUUGACUAGGUGUU